Molecule: messenger RNA, 2963 nt
Organism: Myxocyprinus asiaticus (Chinese sucker)
Lineage: Eukaryota; Metazoa; Chordata; Actinopteri; Cypriniformes; Catostomidae
Exons: 8
Coding region: 121-783 (220 amino acids)
Source: RefSeq, a predicted model, not a curated record
UUUAGCUCCAUAUCACAGACUGACGUUUCCAUCUCUGUAGUUUAAUCGCGAAGAUAAAAUGAAUAAAAGUGAAAGUGAAAAUGACAAGACCUAAGACAAGAGUAACAUCUGCUUCAAGACAUGCCAAACUCCUCUGAUGUGAUGAUAGCUUCUGCAGUUUAUCAGCAGCAGCAAUGUGCAGUUUCAAAAUUCCUGAAAAUCAAGCAAAUGGUGUUUGGGGUUUUGGAAAUAUUGACGGCUUUAGUGGGACUCGGUUUUACAAGCUGGCAAAUCUUUUGGUUCCUUUCCUUGUCAUCAGUCUUUUUUAUUUUAACUGGAGUUGUAACAGUCUCGGCUGCAUGCAUACGUAAACCGUGUCUGGUCAAAUUCGCACAAAUUCUCAACUAUAUAAACAUUGCAGCAGCUGCUACCUCCCUCCGCAUUAACUUUAUAUUACGUUGGGGUGUGAGUUUUGUUGUCCUUGUGGUCUGCGAUGUUCUGGUCAUAAUCUUCUCUAUUAUCAUUGCCUCAUCAUCUUGUUCCUGCUGCUGCAGGCCAAAGCCAAGAAGUACCAUGGUCAGUUACAUGAACACAAAUUUGCCUGUUAACAAUAUUGUGUUUGUGGGCCAACUGGACCCCUCUGCAUUGCCACAACCUGGUAGUUCAGUCCUGUACAUGAUGCCAGCAAACUACGGACCCGUCCCGACUGCACCUCCAGCAAACUUCAAUCAACUCCCAACGUCACCUCCACCAGCCUACGAGGCCUGUGUGCUCUCCACCCCAGAGACGAGGACUAGAAGAUGAACUAGAUUUCAGCCGCAAAUCCAUCAACAUGUGAUGUAAGAAGAAAGGUAUAUUUACAAGUGAACACUGAAAUGAGAUGGCAAAGAGCCUGUGGGUGGUGAAGUUUUAUGCGUACACAUUUUAUAGGUUAAAGGCAAAUGGAACACAAACCAGUGCUACUUUUUGUAUUAUUUUCUUGGUUAUACAUUUAUGAACAAUUUUUUUUACACCAUUUAUUAAUACUAAUUCUGUGAUUGUUGUGUGUUAUUAAAUACAUUUUGUGAUAACACACAACAAUCACAAGACUGUGAGAGACACUGUUGACUUAGUCUCUUCAAUGACAUGCACUGUAUAAAGCUCUGUAAAGCUUCUAGAUCACUUUGAAUUUCCCACAACUUGUGUUUUCUGGCGGGGUUUUUUAUCUACUGAAAGUUUUUGGAAAGAUGUUUCUUUUUUUACCUAAAACACUUUAAAAAACAGUACAACCUAUUGAAAGUCUGUAAUUCUAUCCCUUACAGCCUCUUUUGUUAUUCCUGUCAAAAAUGGCACUAAAAAGAUGGCACUACUCUGAGUAAGAUCCAUUGUUUUCCGGUUAUUAUUGGUUUUUAUAGUAAUGUUUUUGCCUCAUUAGCAGAGAUCUCUUGGUCUUGGGGUUUCAAAAUGUAAUUUCUUGGUCUGGAUGUAGGUCUGAGCUUAUGGUCUCAGACAAGACCGAAAUGUAUUUCCUAUGUACUAAAGGGUAUUAUUUUCUCAACCACUAGUCCGCACAUCUUUUGCAGUGAUUACAUUUGUUGACAGUAAAUAUUCAUGUAAAAUCCCAUCAAAUAUUAUUCAGCAUGUGCUUUUAAAUUGGCAUUUAUUCAUCUGGCUGACAUUUUUAUCCAAAGUGACUUACAAAAGAGGAAUAAAACAACAUAAGCGAUUCAUCUAAAGGAAACGGUAGUACGAAAAGUAGUACAUGCUGCAUUACAAAGUUUCAGUUGCAUCAGAAAAAUACUAUCCAAGAUAGAUAGUAUUCAGAGGAUUGUAUAUCCAAGAGAUAUAUACUGUAUAUGAGUGUAUAGUCAAGUGCUCAUGGAAAAUAUGUGUCUUCAGCCGUUUUAAAGACUUUUAGUGAAAAGACCAACAUUUGAAGAGUUAUCUCUUAAACAAAGGGUUUGCACAACCAAGGUAUUGAUGUAUUAAGCAUAUUAAUCUCUAUUAAGGACAAUUAACUCUUGAAAACAGGGUGAUUGGAUUCAUGUUUUGUUUGACGACAGAUGGGACAAAAGUUACACUUUCUGAUGAAUAUACAUAUGUAACCUUGCAUGUAUAAAAAGCACUGCAUAUCAACAUCAACACACCACCUCAGCUCUGAAACAGAAGAAAAUGUUUUAUGGUUUUAGGAGGCUUUGUUUCUUCUGAGUCUUGAUGGAUUGCAAUCAAUAAAAGACCAAUAGAAUCUGUCUGAAAUCUAAAACGGUUGGGUUCUGCAAUAUGAUAAUGAUCUAUGAUAGAGAUGCUCAAAAGAAAUUCAGAAUUUAGAAUAAAGUCAAGAGUGCUGAUGUAACAGGAGCCAGCUGGUACGUGAAAGAUGUGCAGUGCGUAAACCUCACUCCCUUGGCCUAAAGAGGCGCACUAGCAAAUGACUUUAAAGGCUGUAGCCUUUAGCCUCCUCGUUAGCACAGCCACCUCCCAUGCCGGCGACACCGGUUCAGUCUCGCUUGGAGCAGGUCCAGCAGGACCAGUUACACUCUCAUCUCACUGAAACACUAUGUUAUCUGAAGCAAUCCUAAAAUACAUUAACUAAAACAAACCAGUAUAGAGGAACAGGUCAAAUUACCCCUCAACUACUCUGUACAUUUUGAUCAACUGCUAUAAAACUUAUUUGACAGGGAUAACUCCCAGUAAAGGCAUUAGAAAGUGUUCACAUGUCAUAAAGAUGUGCAACUAUAAAAUGUUGAUUGAAAAGUAAAAUACAAUGGAUUAUGACAUGAAGACCAGAUCACAUUGGAGCCGUUCAUGCAAACAUGGCUCCAAAUGCAAUUGUGCAUUGGUCCACCUUUUUAUUUUAUUUUAUUUUAUUAAGGACAGCAUUUAUGCAAUUGGAGAUUUACAUUCUCUCUCUCCUGCUAAUAAAUAAAGUCUAACAAAUACAAGUAAAGGAAAAGCCAAAGAGUACUUCCAACUUGGUAAGGAUCGACAAAGAAACAACGAACGAA